AUGAUUUUCCAAACAUUUUUUUCCUUUUUAGUCAUCUCCUGGUUCGUAUCGCCUCUUCUUAGUGGUUUCGUGUCAACCUUCAUUUUCUUCAUUGUGAAGAAACUAGUUUUAACAAAAGAGCAUCCUCUUGAACCAGGUCUCAACGUUCUGCCAUUCUUUUACGGUGCCACCGUGCUAAUCAACAUCUUUUCUGUUCUCUAUGGCGGACUGAGUAUCUUCGGAAUCAGCGAAAUCAAAUUGUGGAUUGUUCUGGUGGCCAGUUUUGGAGCUGGUAUUCUAACGGGUCUUAUCGUUUUCUUCUUUGUAAGGCCUUAUCUUCGUAGAAAGAUCUUGCAUCGUUUGAGUAAGAUGGAGGAUUCUAAGGAGGGGACUAACGCCAACUUAAAGGAGACAGCUGGACAAAAGUUCAGACGACAUAUGCUUGGAAUCCUUUUGAAACUGAAGCAUCCCAGGCAGUCGUCGAGGUGUGGAGAAUCCUCUCCGGACUUUGUCUGCCAACGAGAAUCCCCCUCUAUCGAUAUCCCACCUGUUCAAGUGGAAUCUCUUACACUUGGACCAAAUGUUAAAACGUCUGCCCCACCGGAGACGCUUAUCACGGACCUUCCGUCCACAAAUCAAGAUCAACACCAUGAGGGCGGUGAAACUAAUAUCCCAGGUCCCGGUGAAGAUGAUGAUGACAGCAGUAUAACUGAAGUGAGCGGAAAGUUUUUUGCUCCUCGAGUUCCACCUUUACCUUUUGAAGCAGCUAUGGGAAGGUGA
Molecule: messenger RNA, 759 nt
Organism: Hydatigera taeniaeformis
Lineage: Eukaryota; Metazoa; Platyhelminthes; Cestoda; Cyclophyllidea; Taeniidae
Source: the annotation of a GenBank genome assembly